Molecule: messenger RNA, 980 nt
Organism: Sinocyclocheilus rhinocerous
Lineage: Eukaryota; Metazoa; Chordata; Actinopteri; Cypriniformes; Cyprinidae
Product: GTPase IMAP family member 7-like
Exons: 3
Molecular function (GO): GTP binding; nucleic acid binding
Source: RefSeq, a predicted model, not a curated record
AUGAGGAUUCAGUUGGCCUGUGAGUGGGUGGAGGAGAACCGACACCACUUUUCUGGGCACUUGACUUCCAAUAACAUUGAGGAUGAGACUUAUGCUGGUGCAGUGGGCCCUGGGUUCCUCUUGGUGCAUGAUAAUGCCCGGCCUCAUGUGGCUAUAGUGUGUAGGCAGUUUUUAGAUGAAGAUGGCAUUGAUGCAACUGAUUGGCCCUCACAUUCCCCAGACCUGAAUCCAAUUGAGAACCUCCGAUACAUUAUGUAUUGGAUCAUCCGAAGCCGCCAAGCAGCACUACAAACUAUCCAGGAGCAGGAGAUCCCCCAGGACACCAUCAAGCAUUUCAUCAGGAGUGGCCCCAGACAUUGUCGAAAUCUGAGGAUUGUGCUGCUGGGUAAAACUGGAUCAGGAAAGAGUGCAACAGGAAACACAAUCCUGGGCAGAAAUGCAUUUUUUGAGGACUUCAAUCCAGAAUCAGUUACUCAAGAUUGUGAGAUAAAAAACACAAGAAUAGGUUCAAGGGCUGUCACCGUAAUUGACACUCCAGGGCUGUUUGACACAUUGAUCGGUGAAAAGAAGGAUAAGAAACCUGGCAAACAGAUGACUGAAGAAAAUCUGAAGGCUGAAAUAGAGAAGUGUCUGAAGAUGUCUGCUCCUGGUCCUCAUGUGUUCCUGCUGGUCAUCAGACUGGAUCAGAGGUACACAGAUGAAGAGAAGAACGCAGUCAAAUGGGUUCAGCACAACUUUGGAGAAGAAGCGUCACGCUACGUCUUCACUCUCUUCACUCAUGCUGAUUAUCUGAAGAAUAAAACACUAAAGGAUCAUAUAGAGGAGAAUGAAGAUCUGCGACAGUUUGUUAUCAGUUGUGCUGGCAAAUAUCAUUCAUUAGAAAAUGACAACAGAGAGAAUCCGUCUCAGGUCACAGAACUACUGGAAAAGAUAGAUAAAAUGGUGGAGAGAAAUGAAGGAAAGUACUACACUCGUUCAAU